This is a messenger RNA of Harmonia axyridis, 1842 nucleotides long. It is a transcript of the gene BHD, whose product is annotated as folliculin. Gene Ontology annotation, biological process: positive regulation of TORC1 signaling; positive regulation of transforming growth factor beta receptor signaling pathway; negative regulation of transcription by RNA polymerase II. The transcript has 6 exons. Bases 277 to 1419 code for a protein of 380 amino acids. Gene Ontology annotation, cellular component: cytosol. The record is from RefSeq and is a predicted model, not a curated record. Gene Ontology annotation, molecular function: GTPase activator activity. Lineage: Eukaryota; Metazoa; Arthropoda; Insecta; Coleoptera; Coccinellidae.
CUAGACUCUAGACGUCUAGACCAUCGUAGCACCUCCUUGAUCAAUUUUUUUCCAUAUAGUUGUUGAGAAAUGAACGGAGAAAUCCAAUUCCAAUAUAUUUAUCAUAUCAGCCAACACCCAGAUUCAAUGAAAAUUAUUGACACAAAGGUUGCCAGAUGAAGGAAUUUUUAUUAGAGAUAGAAUAUACAGUGAGGGAUCCACUAUUGAGAGAUAAUAAAAAAAUCAGCAUAUUUGGAUGGAUCCGCCUUCAAUUCAGUAGAUCAACAUCAAAAUCGAAUGGAUGCCAUUCUAGCACUGGGUCACUUUUGUGAAUCUCAUGGUCCUUGCGUAGUUCUUUGCACUCAGAAAUGUAAAGAAGAACCUCAACAAACACCCCACAACCUUACGGUUCCUUGGUGUGAAGCAUGCCAGUCUGUAGAUUUGGAUUUAGCAUUGGUUACCAAAAGUGAAACAAGUUGCUUUGUAACUACUCGAACUCCUCUACAACAGGAUUUGGCAUUUUUGCUUAAACAAGCCAUAGUUAGGAGCUUAAGUUGUGAGGAAGAGUCUAGUAAAGAAGGCGGUACCUUAUAUUUUGGAGAUAAUGAGAGAGGUCAUAUUAUAAGCCAUAGUUUCAGUUUGCAAGAUUCAUUGGCAAGGGGUUUUCACAGAAAGUACAGUAUUCUGAUGCUUAUGAAAGAUAAGAUACAUCUCUUGAAUUUAUGGCCCAGUGUUAUUCCUACGAUAAAGCAAAUAGCAUCAGAACUUCAAGAAAAAGCUGCCAAAGUCAAUGGAGUUGAACAGGCUCAAUAUUCUCAAAGAGCAGUGAGGCAGGCACAAGGCUCACCUGGUCAUCAGUCUAGGUCUUUACCUCAGUUAACUGGUGAACCUGCAGUUUUUGCUCAUCUGCACAUGUGGUUCACAUGGAUAUUGAGUUGUAACAGAUUUGUAGAAAAAGUUGCCAAUGUUCCGAAAAUUCCAAUCAAAUGUGUUCCCAAAAACUUGAGAAAUUUAUUGAAGGAGAUGACAGAGCAUGUGUUUAGAGUUACCUGUUAUUGUGUGUUGACUGGAAUGUGGCUCCAAUGUGAAGAUGAAAGUGUUUUAGAUAUUUUUAAACAAUUGAUUCCCACCAAUUUUAAGAUACCAAGUACUGGCCCACCUGUCAAAUUAGUGAAGCAAGAAACUUGGAAAAUUGAGUGGACGGGAAUUUUGCCUAACAGAUUGCCAACUUUACAAAUUCUUAUUGAGGAAGCUUUAAAAAAUGACAGUAUAACAGAUGAGGUAUUGGAAUCCCAUCUGACUAGUCUUAUUCUUAAUUGGUUGAAUAUCGCCAAAUCUUUGAGUUGGACCUCAAAUCCCGAUAAUAAUCUUUUACAAGCCCUCGGAAUAAGCAGACAUGACUUACCAUUAUUGGCAUACUGGACUUCGAAUUGUCGAUAGUUAGGAAAUUUUGGGCUUCCAAAAAAUGAAACUUGGAAUGAGUAUGCUUAUUGCCACUCCAGCAAAAUAUAAUUUUUCUAUACAACUUAAUUGAUUAUGAGUAAAACUCGCAAGAAAAAACAAGAAAGAAACAAGAAUAAUUGAAAAUCACCAAGAAGAUAGCAUUAUGCGAAAGAUAUUUGAGAAUCAUGCAUUACUUCUGUUAGAGGUUGAAGAACCAUUUAGAUAUAAUAACUAUGAAUUUUCAGAAAGUUAACCAUAUUUUAUAUAAUAUGUAUAAUAUAUCAAAAAUUUAUGACUUUUUGUACAAUUAUUAAGGAAAUGUUUGUUUAUGAAGUAUGUUAUAAAAUUUAAACUCCACUGUUAUAAAAUAUAUUGUUAAUAAAUAUAAAAUUAUUUUACAUAACAAAAAACUUCUAUCUA